AUGAACGCUCGGGAUCCCGUGGAAUUUGCGAGCUUGUGCCGGAAAAAGAUGAUGGAGGCCAUGGAGGACAUGGCAGGGGCUGCGAAACAGAAGAUCAUGGACGAUAUCGCAAACGCGAGGCAAGUGUCUCUUGCCAAACAAGGAGAGCGCGAUCUUACGCUGGCCGAAUUACUUGCAGAGAUUCAAACCGCAGUCAAGGCGGAUUUGCGGGCGGAAAUACGCGCAGAGAUCCGCGAGGAGAUGGAGGAUGAGAAAGACGCACAAAGAACGGGCAGACAUCAUUCAACACAACAGCAACACAACAUGAGUCACAAUUUGCAAAGGAGAAAUAUUUCCUCCGGAGAUCACCGUGGGGCGGAGAGCAAGCAUCCUAAGGCAAAGGUCCAAGAGUUGCCCCGAGACAUACCAAAGUCUUCCAACCUCGAGCCACCUUCCGUUGUCAAGUCUUUUCGAAGCGUACAGACCUCGGGCCAUGAAAAUUUUGCAGGUAUCGAGGCACAUACGGGGCCAAGCCGAUCCCUAGAAGUCGGUAUCUCAAAUGAGAUGCAGACUGGAGGCAUUUCUUCGACAGACAGCGCCUAUCAUACUCCCGAUGUGUAGAAUCUCCGUCAAGUGACAGUUCAGUUUGGAGGCUAUUCUCGAUAUUUCGCAGUCCUACGACAGAUUUCCAGAAUUCAGGGGUACCUAGACAUGAUGGUCAGUCACAUAGAUCAGCCGCCAAACUAGAAUCUGUUUCAGCAAUGACAACCUAAUACAAUGGUUAACUGUCAUGACUUGUCUCGCUGAUUGGCUAAUAACCUGGCAGAGUUGACAAAAGCCAACGGGAAGAGCAGUCCUUCAGUCAUCAUAGUCCGCAAUUGUAUAAGCACAUGCCAAGCAGCUCACCACGCGGGAGGUGGAUUUCUAACCAGCUUUCCUAUCUUUUGGGGUUGGCGUGAAUGAGAUCCAGCUUACCUAUGAACACCCGAGACCAAUAAUUACUCACUCUAUCUUAUUCGGAUCUUCCUGGGACAUUUACUCUCACAGCCAGUGUG
Molecule: messenger RNA, 1034 nt
Organism: Colletotrichum godetiae
Lineage: Eukaryota; Fungi; Ascomycota; Sordariomycetes; Glomerellales; Glomerellaceae
Exons: 2
Coding region: 1-600 (199 amino acids)
Source: RefSeq, a predicted model, not a curated record